This is a messenger RNA of Oncorhynchus nerka (sockeye salmon), 2434 nucleotides long. Its product is annotated as charged multivesicular body protein 2a. NCBI's taxonomy places the organism in Eukaryota, Metazoa, Chordata, Actinopteri, Salmoniformes, Salmonidae. The record is from RefSeq and is a predicted model, not a curated record. Gene Ontology annotation, biological process: late endosome to vacuole transport; endosome transport via multivesicular body sorting pathway; protein transport. The transcript is spliced from 6 exons. The coding region runs from base 136 to 798 and encodes 220 amino acids. Gene Ontology annotation, cellular component: multivesicular body; ESCRT III complex.
AGUAGGAGAAGGAUUAGGAGUAGGACGGAAGUGAAGCUAACUUUCUGCGGAAGUCCAUAAAAGAAAACAAAGCCAUCUAUCUGUGCAAAUAGGGAGUCUGUUUCCGAUUUAAAACCGGUGAAGACCUCUCAAACGAUGGAGUUCCUGUUUGGGAAGAGGAAGACCCCAGAGGAGAUGCUGAGGCAGAACCAGAGGGCACUGAAUCGAGCCAUGAGAGAUCUGGACAGAGAGCGACAAAGACUGGAGCAGCAGGAGAAGAAAAUAAUAGCUGACAUUAAGAAAAUGGCCAAACAAGGACAAAUGGAUGCUGUCAAGAUCAUGGCGAAGGACUUGGUUCGCACAAGGCACUAUGUGAAGAAAUUUAUUAUGAUGAGGGCAAAUAUCCAGGCAGUCAGUCUGAAAAUCCAGACUCUCAAGUCAAACAACAGCAUGGCACAGGCAAUGAAAGGAGUCACCAAAGCCAUGGCUACCAUGAACAGACAGAUGAAGUUGCCACAGAUUCAGAAGAUCAUGAUGGAAUUUGAACGACAGAGUGAGAUCAUGGACAUGAAAGAGGAGAUGAUGAAUGAUGCCAUAGAUGAUGCCAUGGGUGAUGAGGAUGAUGAAGAAGAGAGUGAUGCUGUUGUGUCCCAAGUGUUGGACGAGCUGGGUCUCAAUCUCUCUGACGAACUCUCAAAUCUGCCAUCCACGGGAGGUAGCCUCUCAGUGGCAGGUGGGAAGAAAUCUGAACCCCAGCCAGCUCUGGCAGAUGCAGAUGCUGACCUGGAGGAGAGACUGAAUAACCUCAGGAGAGACUGACACAACAGCACUUUGGCUGCCUGGUGUUAAUACAGCUAGAUGUACUCAGCAACUUAGAUUUCUGUAUCUAUACUGAACAAAAACAUAAACGCAACGUGUAAAGUGUUAGUCCCAUGUUUCAUGAGCUAAAAUAAAAGAUCCCGGACAUUUUCCAUACGCACAAAAAGCUUAUUUCUCAAUUUUGUGCACAAAUUUGUUUACAUCCCUGUUAGUGUUCCUCCGUUGCGAAGAUAAUCUAUCCACCUGACAGAUGUGGCAUAUCAAGAAGCUUAUUAAACCAGCAUGAUCAUUACACAGGUGCACCUUGUGCUAGGGACAAUAAAAUGCCACUUUAAAAUGUGCAAUUUUGUCACACAAUACAAUGCGACAGAUGUCUCAAGAUUUGAGGUAGCAUGCAAUUGGCAUGCUGACUCUAGGAAUGUCCACCACAGCUGUUGCCAGAUCAUUUAAUGUUAAUUUCUCUACCCUAAGCUGCCUACAACGUUGUUUUCGAGAAUUUGGCAGUACAUCCAACCGGCCUCACAACUGCAAAUCGUGUAUGGUGUUGUGUGGGUGAGUGGUUUGCUGACGUCAACGUUGUGAACAGUGCCCCGUGGUGGGGUUAUGGGGCAGGCAUAAGCUACAGACAACAAAGGCAGUUGCAUUUUAUCGAUGGCAAUUUGAAUGCACAAAAAUACCAUGACGAGUUCGAGGCCCAUUUUUUUAAGGUCUCUGUGACCAACAGAUGCAUAUCUGUAAUCCCAGUCAUGUGAAAUCCAUAGAUUAGGAUCUAAUUUAUUUAUUUCAAUUGACUGAUUUCCUCAUAUGAACUGCAAAUCAGUCAAAUCAAUGAAAUUGUAGCAUGUUGCUUUUAUAUUUUUGUUCAGUAUAGAUUUCCUUGUGGAAGUGGUGGAUGAACACUGGAGGAUUUCAGUGAGAAGUCCAUGUUAUUACGGUAUAUGGCUUUUUGUUUGCAGGUAUUGUUAUCUUUUAUCAAUGACUGAUCAGAAUCAUUAUCCAUACACAAUUGUUCUAAAAAAAUUAACAUUCUCCUUUAAAGGGAAUAUUUUAAUUAAUUGAGUUUGAAUACACCCAAAGGCAUGUUAUUUUUGCUUCAUGGGUAAAUUGAACAUUAUUUAAAGGAACCCAAAGUUAGUGAAUUUAGACUAUUCUAAUAAAGUAAACCUUUUGUAUAUUUGAUGUACAAGCAUCACUACAUUUGUACAUUCUUACCUUUCAUAGGUGUGCCUAAGAGCAUCCACUACACAUUGUCAGAUAUUAACAUGAUUUCGUAAUGGUUUUACGGUUUGUGGUUUCUUGCUUGCUUUUGAUUUAUUUUGUAUAAUUAUAUUUGUGGGAGUUUGUAUAACCUAGGUUUAGAAUUAUUAAUGGGACUGCGGAAUGGAUUUUAAAAAACUAAAGUGUGGUAAAAUGUAUGUACAAUUUGGUUAAUUUUCCUCCAUGUCAAAUGUCCAAAAAAAGGGGCACUUACUCGAUGGUGCCUGAUAGAGCUGAAAUAGCCUUUUAUCCAUAAAAGUGUAGUCAUCAUGAGUUCCUGAUAACAUAAUAUUUAUCGAAAGGUUGAUUGAGGGUGUGGUUUAUAUUUGUAAGAAAUGUCCUACUUUGCCUUUAUUCAAUAAACAUUUUUCACAUGACA